GGUGGAAGUGGUGGUACAGUGUCUAUAGUAGUGGUGAUAUGGUGAUGUAGCAAUGCCAGCAGUGGUGGUGUGGUAGAAAUGGCAGUGGUGGUGAGGUGUGGUAUGGUGUGGUGUGGUGGUAACGGUGGACUGGGGCAUGUAUCGAUCCCGCCUCCCUCAGCUCACUGGAGGAGGCGGAGGAGGAGGAGGAGGAGGAGGAGGAGGAGGAAGAGGGGGAAGGAGAGGAGCCGGUGUGUGUAGGGCUGUCGGCCGCUCGGUGCCUCAGACGGUGGAAACACACAGGACGGCGCGUACCUUGCCCGCCCUUACUAUAAGAUCAUGCGCGCUGCUUUCUACCGCGCGCCAACCACCACCACCACCACCACCUCCAUCAACACCACCACCACCACCUCCACCACCACUACACCAGCCCCCUGACCCGCCCACAGCCCCAUAGCCGCAAUACCAAGCCCCCCAGCAGCUACGAUCUCGGCCCCUCGUCUCCCUUCCCCCGCGGCUCUGGAGAAUGUGAGGGGAUGGGCUAUGGGCGUCACCGUAUCAUUGCCGACAAGUUUAACAAGGAAUAUGCAACUGUCUUGAGGUUGAUGAAGAUGGACGAGUAGGUCUCCGGCAGUAUCGCUCACCAACACCACCUCCACCACACCACCACACCACCACCACUCCCAGUCCUCCACUCCACCCACUCCACCUCCUCCUCCAUUCCAUCCCUACCCCCACCUCCUCCUCCUCCUCUCCAUAUCCCCUUCCCCCCUUACCUAUCCCUGCCUCCCCCUCCCUCCUCCUAUUCCUCCUCUCAUUGUAGUUAGCAAGUUAUACUCAUUAUUGUUGUUGUUGUUAUCAUCGUAGCUUCUUGGCAUUCAUCAUUCCCCCUCCCCCCUUCUCCCCCUUUCUACCCCCUGCCCAGUGCCUCCCCUACCCACCCCUGUCGGCCACUGGUGUGUGAUCAGAACAAAACAAAUAUAAACAGGAACUAACUAAGUGUUUUCUAAAGAACAACGUGAAAGACAAUCGGUGAAGGUGUUUAGCGAUCACGUGAUACUCGCUUUUACCUACCUAUCCCAUCCUACCUGCCCACCACCCACCUGCCCUUACCCACCCGCCCACCUGUGACAUUGAUCCACCUAUAGCCACCCACCUACCUUACCUUACCUGCCCCAUAUCCACUUAAGGGUUUUCAUUGUAGUAUUAUUAUUGUUUGAAGUCCUAUUCCUUGUCCUGUAUCCUUGCACAGUGCUACCCUUUUAUCAUCACCACUAUCACCACCGCCAUCAUCACCACCAUCACCACCACUACCACCACCGCCGCCGUCUCCAUCAUAGCGGUGCGGGGCUGAAUCACUACCACUAACCACCACUACCACCACUACCUUCACCACCACCACUACCACCACCACUACCACAUCACCGAUUACGAUAGUUGACUGUGGUGUUUUUAUAUAACUCGUCGCCACUACCACCACCACCACCACCACGACUACUACUACUACUGCAACUGCUACUACCACUACUACCACCACUACUACUACUGCUACAAUCGCCUCCGCCUAAGCCGCCACCACCAACGCCUACUACUACCACUACUACUACCACUACUACUACUGCUACUACUACUACGUUGGUGUACUGCAAGCCUUAGAAUGAAAAGGGACUAUUUUAUCGUCUCGUUGUGAUUAAAAGUGGUGGAGCUGCGGUAGGUGUGUGGGAGCAGCUAAGACCACCUUCGAGUAUCAAACACACCAGCUUCUUCAUCACCAGCAGUACCAGCCGAUUGAGCAGCAGCAGCAGCAGUAUCAGCAGCGGACAGCAGACGCCGAGACAGUAGAAGCAGCAGGAAGCCAGCCAGUUCGGGCGGUCAUGCACUGGUCCUCGUUAUAGACCAUGAGUGAAGAAUCCGAGAGCUUGAAUGAAGAGGAACGAAGUGUGUUUCGCCCGUUCACACAGGAAAGUCUCGCUGCCAUAGAAGCUCGCAUCGCCGAGGAAAAUGCUAAGAAGAAUGAACUACAAAAGAAGAAGGAGGAGGGGGAGGGUGGUGGAAUGAAAUUUGGCAGAAAGAAGAAAGAAAGAGGCAAGAAAGCAAGAAGUGGAGGAGGAGGAGGAGGUGGAGGGGAAUCCGGAGAGCCUGUGUACAAUGAUGACGACGACGAUGAAGGGCCGCAGGCGGAUCCCAACCUGGAGCAGGGUAUGCCGCUGCCCAACCGCCUCCAGAGUUCCUUCCCCGAGGACCUGGUGGGCGUCCCGCUGGAGGAUAUUGACCAGUACUACCACAACCAGAAGACGACCGUGGUCAUUAGCAAAGGCAAGGACAUCUUCAGAUUCAGCGCCACUGAUGCCAUGUGGAUACUGAGUCCCUUCAACCCAGUUCGUCGCACCGCCAUCUUCAUUCUUAUCCACCCGCUCUUCAACUUCUUCAUUAUCUGCACCAUCCUGGCCAACUGUGUACUUAUGAUCAUGCCCACCAGCGAGGCCAUCGAGUCGUCAGAAGUGGUGUUCACGGCCAUCUACACCUUCGAGUCCGGCGUCAAGGUGAUGGCAAGAGGGUUCAUCCUAGAAAAGUUCACCUAUCUAAGGGACGCGUGGAACUGGCUCGACUUCACGGUCAUAUCAUUGGCGUACGUGACCAUGGGUAUCGACCUCGGGAACUUGGCGGCCCUCAGGACCUUCAGGGUACUCCGAGCCCUCAAGACGGUGGCCAUCGUGCCAGGCCUCAAGACCAUCGUGGGCGCCGUGAUCGAGUCCGUCAAGAACCUCCGCGAUGUGAUCAUCCUGACGGUGUUCUCGCUGUCGGUGUUCGCGCUGCUCGGCCUUCAGAUCUACAUGGGCGUCCUCACCCAGAAGUGCGUCAGGAAGUUCGACUUUACGAAAGAAAACUGGACCUUGGAGGAUGUUGAAGACUUUUACAAAAAUGAGUCCAAUUGGUAUAAGGAGGAAGGCGUGCAGGAUAGUCCCUUAUGCGGCAACAGUAGUGGUGCCGGCGCGUGUCCUGCUGACUACAUCUGCCGCCAAGGUUAUGGACCGAACCCGAACUACGAUUACACCAACUUCGAUUCCUUCGGCUGGGCGUUUCUCUCCGCCUUCAGACUCAUGACUCAGGACUACUGGGAGAACCUCUACCAGCUGGUGUUGAGAUCGGCGGGUCCGUGGCACAUUAUAUUCUUCGUGGUGAUCAUCUUCCUCGGCUCCUACUACCUGGUGAACCUGAUCUUGGCUAUCGUCGCCAUGUCGUACGAUCAACUCCAGAAGAAGGCCGAGGAGGAGGAGGAAGCCGCGUUAGCAGAAGAGGAGGAAAUGAAGGCAAGGGAAGAGAAGGAGCUCGCCGCCACACAGUUAGCUCUCGACAUGGCGGCGGGGCAGGAAGCGGAGGACCCCGGGGGCUCUAUGGUCAACUCGCCUUCGGUCUACUCCGGUGAUACCUACGAGCACUUUAUGAGCGGCGACCAUGAUGACACCAUGAAGGACGCGAGCAUCAGGAGCGAGGAACACGACUCACGGGGACGACCGAACGGGAAGCGGAAGGCGAGCAUCAGCCUGCCGGGGUCGCCGUACAACCCCCGGCGAGAGUCCCGCGGCAGCCACCAGUGGCGCACCACCAACGGCCGCCGCUUCGGGGACCGCAAGCCCCUCGUGCUGUCCACCUACAGGGACGCCGUGGAGCACCUGCCCUACGCCGACGACUCCAACGCCGUGACGCCCAUGAGCGAGGAGAACGGCGCCAUCAUCGUGCCUGUGUACACCACGCUGGGCUCGCGGCACAACUCCUACAACUCCCACACCUCCCGCAUCUCCUACACCUCCCACGGGGACCUGCUCAACGGCAAGCCGCCCGCCACCAAGGCCUCCCAGCUGCGGAACAGAUCCCCCCGCAAUAUGAACACCUCCCUCCCGCCCGAGCUGGACAAUAACAUGCUCCAGAUGCUCCCGCUGAGGCCGGAGGGCGAGGCAUUGCGCAGGAAGGAGGACGAGGUGAUAGAUAACAUCAUUCGUGAGAUCUUUGGGCCUGAUAUCACCCUUGAGUAUAUCGACAAGGACGCUUCCGCCCAGGCUACUCCACUCGCGAGGUCCAAAGAAAACGUUGUCGAGGACUCCGAUGACAUGCUGGCGAUGAAGCUGAAGAACCCGGACGCCAACCCCUUCAUCGACCCGUUCCAGAAGAAGACCACCGUGGACAUGCGAGACGUGCGGGUGCUGCAGGACAUCAUUGAACAGGCAGCGGCGAACGCGGGGCGGAUGAGCAGAGGCAGCGAUCACGGGGUCUCUAUCUUUGUGUUCUCUGCAGAAGAGGAGGAAGAGUCCUUUAAGGAAAAGAUCAAGAAAAAGCUAUUAGAGUAUUUGCUGAAAUGCAUUGACUUGUUCUGUGUGUGGGACUGUUGCUGGGCUUGGAAAAAGUUUGCGGAGUUGGUUGAGUUGCUGGUGUUCGACCCCUUCGUGGAGCUGUUCAUCACGCUCUGCAUCGUCGUCAACACGCUCUUCAUGGCCAUGGACCACUACGGCAUGAACUGCAGCUUCGAGUACUUCCUCAGGAUGGGAAACUAUUUCUUCACGGCGACGUUCAGCAUCGAGUGUUUCCUCAAGAUCAUCGCCAUGAGCCCCAAGUACUACCUGCAGGAGGGCUGGAACAUCUUCGACUUCAUCAUCGUGUUUCUCUCCCUCCUUGAACUGGGUCUUGCUAACGUCUCCGGUCUCUCCGUCCUCCGAUCUUUCAGGCUGCUCCGAGUGUUCAAGCUGGCGAAGUCUUGGCCAACCCUCAACCUGCUCAUAUCUAUCAUGGGCAAAACGGUGGGCGCCCUGGGUAACCUGACCUUCGUGUUGUGCAUCAUUAUCUUCAUCUUCGCCGUCAUGGGCAUGCAACUCUUCGGGAAAAACUAUACAGAAAACGUCUCGAAGUUCCCGAUGAAUCCCGACGGCCAGUUACCUCGCUGGAACUUCACCGACUUCAUGCACUCGUUCAUGAUCGUGUUCCGCGUGCUGUGCGGCGAGUGGAUCGAGAGUAUGUGGGACUGCAUGCUGGUGUGCGGCUACUCCUGCAUCCCCUUCUUCAUGGCCACCGUCAUCAUCGGGAACUUGGUGGUCCUGAAUCUGUUCCUCGCUCUCCUACUGAGCAGCUUCGGCGCGUCCAACCUCUCGGCGCCGCCCUCAGAUGGCGACACCAACAAGCUGGCGGAGGCGUUUGACCGCAUCGCCCGCUUCAAGGCGUGGGUGAAGCGCUCGGUGCUCAACGGCCUCAAGAACCUGCGCGCGAAGCUGACCAACCAAAUUAGCGACCAGACACCAGUGUUGAUGCGGCGUGUUCCAGACGGCCGGGACCUGGACGGGGAGGACAUACUGAUGGACGGGCAGACGGCCAACAAGAAGCUGCCCAAGGAUCAGACGCAGGUGGAGAUACCCAUGGACGGCCUCGAUUUGCCAGACGGGAAGAUCAACAACACGGUCAUCACCAACAACAAGUGCAUCGGCAACUCGAUAUCGAUGGACAACCGCGAAAUCAUCGAGAAUGACUACGGGAACAACAAGAAGGCGAAGCGGCUGGAGGAGGACACGCUCAGCAACAACUCGCUGGACUCCCACAAGAAGCGCAAACUGAAGAGCGACAGCGGGAGCCACAAGGGGUCGACGGAGAACGUGGACGACGGCGAGGAGAAGAGAGAUGCGAGUAAGGAGGACUUCGACGAUGGUAUGCGUCUUGAUGAUCACGGCGGUAGCGACGACGACGGGGACGAGGAGGAGGACGAGGGGCAGGUGUUGCCUAUCAUGGACACGGGAAGCGACGCGAUCAUUGACUACCCUUCGGACUGUUUCAAGGAGGCCUGCUAUGCGAAGUGCCCCUGGUGUUCGGGCGACCCCGACUCCCCAUUCUGGCAAGGCUGGGGUCAUCUCCGCCUCAAGACCUACCAGCUGAUCGAGAACAAGUACUUCGAGACCGCCGUUAUUACCAUGAUCCUGCUGUCCUCGCUGGCCCUGGCUGCCGAGGACGUCAACCUGAAGGGGCGGCCGGCGCUACAGGACAUCCUCUACUACAUGGACCGCAUCUUCACCGUCAUCUUCUUCAUCGAGAUGCUGAUCAAGUGGGUGGCCCUCGGGUUCGCCAAAUACUUCACGAACGCCUGGUGCUGGCUCGACUUCCUGAUUGUGAUGGUGUCGCUGAUCAACCUGGUGGCGACGCUGGCCGGCGCCGGGAAAAUCCAAGCCUUCAAGACCAUGAGGACCCUGCGUGCCCUGAGGCCGCUCCGAGCCCUCUCCAGGAUGCAGGGGAUGAGGGUGGUGGUGAACGCCCUGGUCGGUGCCAUUCCCUCCAUCGUGAACGUGCUCCUGGUGUGUCUCAUCUUCUGGCUCAUCUUCGCCAUCAUGGGAGUCCAGCUCUUCAGCGGCAAGUACCACAAGUGCAUUGACGAUGAAGGCAACAAGCUAAGCGCCGAGAUCGUGCCGGACAUGACGCAGUGUAAAAACAUGAACUACUCGUGGGUCAACAGCGAGGUGCACUUCGACCACGUGGGAAUGGCAUACCUGGCGCUCUUCCAGGUCGCCACGUGGAAGGGAUGGAUCCAAAUUAUGAACGACGCCAUCGACUCUACACAGGUGGGGGGAGGGGGGAGAGGGAGGGGGGAGGAGGAUGUGUGUGUAGUGAGGUCAGGGUGUGGAUUUGAGUGUGAUUGUGUGUGUGUGUGUGUGCGUGUAAGAAUCUGAGAAGAGGAGGAGGAG
Messenger RNA from Eriocheir sinensis (Chinese mitten crab), 6692 nucleotides. RefSeq names its product sodium channel protein para-like (gene para). Gene Ontology annotation, molecular function: voltage-gated sodium channel activity. The transcript is spliced from 30 exons. Gene Ontology annotation, biological process: membrane depolarization during action potential; neuronal action potential; sodium ion transmembrane transport. Gene Ontology annotation, cellular component: plasma membrane; voltage-gated sodium channel complex. The record is from RefSeq and is a predicted model, not a curated record. NCBI's taxonomy places the organism in Eukaryota, Metazoa, Arthropoda, Malacostraca, Decapoda, Varunidae. Bases 1878 to 6677 code for a protein of 1599 amino acids.